AUGGCCCGAAAGCCCAAUGUAGUCAUUUUCCCUUCACCAGGGAUGGGCCACCUCAUCCCGCUCGUCGAGCUCUCCAAGAAGCUGGUCCUGGCCCACGACUUAUCCAUCACCCUCAUCGUCCCAUCGUUGGGCCCACCAUCAAAGGCCCAGACCCAAGUCCUCAAGUCUCUUUCUUCCGGUCCGAUCAACCACAUCCUUCUCCCGCCGACCAACCCAUCAGACUUUCCAGCUGGUACUCGAGCUGAAACCCUGAUCUGCCUCACUGUUGCCCAGGCAGUUCCUGCGCUUCGGGACGAGCUCAAAUUGCUCGUCGAGACGAGUGGAAAACCGGUUGCUCUUGUCGCCGACUUCUUCUGCACUGACACUUUCGAUGUCGCCAAAGAGUUCGAUGUGCCGAGUUACUUGGCUGUCCUCACGAAUGCCAUGACGUUAUCGAUGUUACUUGAUCUCCCGAGGCUCGAUGAGGAGGUGUCUGGCGAGUACGGGGACAUGGAUAGCCCGAUUCGCUUCCCCGGAUGUAAGGUCGAUGUUCUCGGUUCGGACUUGCCCGACCCGGUUCUAGACAGGAAGGACGACGCGUACAAAUGGUUCAUGCACAACCUGAGACGCACCAAUUUAGCGGAGGGGUUCAUAGUAAACAGCUUCACGGAGUUGGAAGGUGAGACCAUUCAAUUUUUGCAACAGAAUGUCGUGUCCGAGAACAAACCAAUCUACCCGAUCGGACCCAUCUUUCAAUCCGGCAGCUCGAACGAUUUAGCCGAUCCGAGUGGAUGUUUGAAGUGGCUAGACACUAAACCAACCGGUUCGGUUGUGUUCGUUUCGUUCGGUAGCGGUGGGACCCUAUCUUCAGAGCAAUUGAAGGAGCUGGCACUCGGUCUGGAGACGAGCCAACAAAAUUUCCUCUGGGUAGUGAGAAGCCCGAACGACGCGGCGGCCAACGCAUCUUACUUCAACUCGAGAAGCGGUUCGAACCCGCUCGAUUUCCUGCCCGAAGGGUUCGUAGAGCGAACCAAAGGGCGGGGCCUGGUGGUCCCGUCAUGGGCCCCACAGAUGGAAGUGCUUAGCCACGUGGCGACGGGUGGGUUCGUGAGUCACUGCGGGUGGAACUCGACGGUGGAGAGCAUUGUGAAUGGGGUGCCGAUGAUUGCCUGGCCGUUGUACGCCGAGCAGAGGAUGAACGCCGUGCUUCUGGAGAAGGAUUUCGAGAUCGCGUUAAGGCCAAGAGCAGGGGAAAAUGGGGUGAUCGGAAGGGAAGAGAUUGCCAGGGUGGUGAAGGGUCUGAUGCACGUGGAAGAAGGUGCGGCGGUUCGUGAGAGGAUGGCGAAGUUGAAGGUGGCGGCCGCCGAAGCAGUGACGGAGGGAGGUUCUUCCACCAAGUCGUUGGGCGAAUUGGUAUCUAAUUGGAAGAAGGGCCAUUAG
Molecule: messenger RNA, 1419 nt
Organism: Linum tenue
Lineage: Eukaryota; Viridiplantae; Streptophyta; Magnoliopsida; Malpighiales; Linaceae
Source: the annotation of a GenBank genome assembly